This is a messenger RNA of Stylophora pistillata, 2804 nucleotides long. Its product is annotated as adenosine receptor A3-like. Gene Ontology annotation, biological process: G protein-coupled receptor signaling pathway. Gene Ontology annotation, cellular component: plasma membrane. Lineage: Eukaryota; Metazoa; Cnidaria; Anthozoa; Scleractinia; Pocilloporidae. The record is from RefSeq and is a predicted model, not a curated record. Gene Ontology annotation, molecular function: G protein-coupled receptor activity.
CCUCUCCCAUUUUCUUGCAAUUGGAAAAACUUGAAACGUUAGCUGUUCUCGCGCGUCGGAGAGAUUCGACAGUGACCGUGUUAGAUUAUCGACUUCGCUUGAAUUUUCCUUGGUAGAAACACAUCUAACGAUUAUUCGCACCCGAUAGUUUCCAUCUCAUCAACUGAUUUCGUUUCAAUUUUCCAUCAUCUUCAACUUCCUGGAAGAAGACACUUUUCGCGAUUUUAUGUCUCGGACUAGCUUGAUUGAGACUUGUGGAGCCCAGUCUGGCCUUGAUUUCUCUUCUUGCCAACUUUUAGGAAGAAACGUGCGGGCAAGACUCAUCUAAAUCAUCGACUGCACAAUUUUUGAAUCGCAUCCAACAUAAUUUGAUCAAGUUUCCACUUUCAAGAAGAAGAGAUCAACAGCGCUGAGCAGCUUUUCUCAAGAGUUCGUUUGGACCUUGUCUCAAUUCUUAAUUUUCUUUGGCUUCUCUUUUGGAUGCGUAUCGAAUAGGAUAAACUAGGUUAGAGGUUUUGAACUGCUAUUCACACAGAAGAAGGUCAAUUUUCCAAACAGUGUCCACGCUUCAAAAGAACUCGAUUAGAUUUGGUACAAUCCUCUACUGAUUUGUCUUUAUUCUGCUUGGAGAGACAGCUUUAUCACCCUGAUCACAGUUCGCUGGACUCCGCUUUCUUGGAUUAAAGCCGAUUCAUCUUCUUUCAAUUUUAUAUUAAUUCAUUCAUGAAUUUCACCGCAAAGGACAGUGAACCCUCUAAAAAGGCAGAUUCGCUCCUAUCUGCUGCGGUCGCCAACAUUAUUAUCAAUGGAUUUCUGUGUUAUGCCACCAUUAUGAUGAACAUUGUAACAAUCUACGCGCUGAGAAAAACCUCUUCGUUGUCAAAACCUUUGAAAACAUUGCUUUUGAGCCUUGCGGUUUCUGAUCUUGGUGUUGGCCUACUGAGUCAACCAAUGUACAUCGCCUCCCUGGUUGAAAAGGAGUUACGAUCCAAGAAUACUCCGACUCUUGACACUUUUUCAACAAUUGUAUCCAACAUACUUUUUUUAAUUUCGUUUUGCAGCAUAACGGCCUUAAGUGCAGACAGAUUUCUCGCCAUUCAGUGGCCUUUACGUUACCAAGAAAUCGUAACUCACAGACGGGUAGUGAUUCUUGUCACGGCAAUAUGGCUCGUCGUUGUUAUUUUUAUACCCAUCGAUCUGCUCGCGCUAUUCCCGAAAUAUCCAAGUGCCUCUACCGCAAUUUUUUUUACUAUCCAUUCGCUAUCCUUCGUUUCUUCCACAUUGACCUCUUUUAAGAUUUAUAUAACAAUCAGGCAUCAUAGUAUUCAGAUUCAGACCCAAACGCAGCAUGUCACACAAAAUAACGGCCUGGCGAAUAUGGCGAGAAUCAAAAAGUCUGCUCAAAGCACAAUUUGGAUUUACCUCGUAUUCUGGGUAUGUUAUCUGCCUUACUUUUUUCUAUACGUUUAUGCUUUUGUUAAAUCUACUCUUCCUCCUCGAGAGCUACAAAUGUUCACGGUGACGCUUGUGCUUAUAAAUUCCUCCCUCAACCCGAUCAUCUACUGCUGGAAGAUCAGGCACUUUCGACCCUCCAUUCUAAGAAUUCUUCGGAGAAUAAGCAAUCGCAAUAUAGGCGAAAGAUCGGUUUAUAGCUUUGACGGAUGAACAAAGGCGAAAAACAUUGAAACUUGUUUCGGAAAUAUUUUUGCUAUCAUUUCUUUUCUCGCUGCGUAAAGGUCAAACUGGGCUCCAAGGGAGCUCUUACCAGCCACAAUGUGAAAACAGGAAAAGAAGAGGGGAGGGAAACUUUUGAUAAGUUCAAUUUGGAAGUCUUAAGGAUCCGAAAAAAUUUAAAAACCGAUGUACUUCUUUAAACGGCGAAUAUGACUCACAGAAAACAAGGUGAAACGUUUUCUGGUAUUAGAAACUCAGGUAAAGAAAAAAUAAGAAAUUUAUUUACUUUUUAGCGUCAGUAAUGAGAGGAUUAAAUGAGGACUAAACGCCUGAAAUAAGAACCGCAGAAUCGCAUGCAUUAAAGCCGCAUGUUCUUAAUGACAAGCGCAGGAGGGGGUGAAUUAACGAGGCGUCAUUAGCGAAGAACCACUAUGAAUUAAAUUGAAAAAGAGUGGAGAAGGGCUCUUGUAGCUGAAGAAAGUGGAGGGCCUUGGAUAAGUCUGAAAGGAAAUCAACCAGAGGAAGGCUGAUGUCGUAGAACGAUAUGUAGAUAGAAAUAAAAUACAUCCAUUCCCAUGUUUAGAAAUAGUGUGGGGUAUCUCCCAUGAUCAACCGACGGUGCAACCCGAGACUGCAUGAGGUUAAAUUGAUCCAUCCUACACUUAACACUAACGUUGCUGAAAAACAUGGUAUUGGCGUUGCUUUCUGGUCUUAAGUCACUAAAGUUCCUUUUGUGUGACAGAAAAAUUUUUUCCUGUAAUGCAUAGUAAGUAAAAAAUUUAAUCGAAGAUGACUUUCUUUGAAUACAUUAUGUAAGAGAAUAAAAUUCUUGUUCUACUACAAAUGGCCAUGUAAUAGCCUCUGCCUUCCACUGUCAUGAUUAGAAACAACAAAGCCUAGAUUUGUGAAUUAGAAUGUGCUUUAAAGAAUGAUAGUGACUCUUGCUUGAGUUAGUUCAGUAGGGCUGCACGCAGCUGUUCAAAGCUAUUUAAUCUCCGGUUUGAAACAUCAUUGUUUAUCGCGCUUUUACGGAUGAUGCAUCUUCUCACUUAGUAAUAACAGCGAAUUAAAAAGUAACGACGUCUUAAUGGAAAGGUGCGACUUCUCAUUCACGAGUGACAUUUAUUGGC